AUGAACAUAAGGUUCAAGGGAUUCCGAGGAGUUGAUAAUGUGUUGGAUGAAUUUACUUUGGCAAACUUUCCGUAUAUGAAUCCGUACAACUGGAUCUCACUGUUCAAUAUUUUCAUGAAGGAUAAGAAAAAUUACGAACCGAUCGGUUCCCAUCUGAAAAAGAUGUUGAUCUGCUAUGUCUUAGAUAUUGCGAAGAUGGAUGUGGAAAUAGCGUUGGUGUUGCAGAAAAGGCCUAUUUUGGAACGUGAAGAGGAGCCUCGGGACGUUAAGAAGAUGAAGUUGGGAGUUAUUCAGAAAGAGCACUGGAGUGUUGCGUAUAAUCGAAAGUCUCGUAAAAAGCUUCAGAAGAGUGUUUUCUUUCUGAGAGACAACCAUCUCUACUCAACCAUCGCUCUGAAGACUAUUCUCGCAAUUGUUGAAACUUGCAAGGUAAACUUUGUUGUGGAUCUGAAGUGUUUCUCAAAUAUGAUCAAGUGGUAUCAGACUGUCUAA
This is a messenger RNA of Lactuca saligna, 492 nucleotides long. The record is from the annotation of a GenBank genome assembly. NCBI's taxonomy places the organism in Eukaryota, Viridiplantae, Streptophyta, Magnoliopsida, Asterales, Asteraceae.